AUGAAGUUCGUCUGGUUGCUCGCUGCCCUUUCUGCUACGGUGCUGGCUGCACCGGAAAAGCGCAACGACGCUGCUCCCACGGCGACUGAUAACGUCAAUUGGUCUUCGCUUGGCCAAGCCCUGAAAUCGAUUUCGUUUACGAUGCCGACAGGGUCUGCCAACCUGGAUAACAUUUCUCCGCCUCCACGCUCUCUUAUCCCGGAGAUCGUGAAGAAUGUGCCCCCCUCGGCGCUGGCUCAGUUGGUGGUUCCUGCUCAGCGCAGCUCCCUCGCCAGCGAGAUCCAGGCCGGGCACACCCCCUCCUGGUACAAUGCGCUCCCCAGUGACAUCAAGAGCUACAUGGCCCAGGUGAAGAAGGAAAUGUCCGACGGGGCGUUGACAGCUACGACGGGCAAGUACGCCCCUGCAAAGGCUACGGCCGAAAGCACGAAGGACGGUGGCGCAUCGUCCACCACAUCGUCAGGAAUGGGCGCAGCAGGAGCGCAGCCGACCGGCGGGUUGGUGCUGGGUGGAAUGGGGGCCCUGGGGGUGCUCGGUGUAGCAUUGGCGCUGUGA
Aspergillus pseudonomiae is the source of this 555-nucleotide messenger RNA. RefSeq lists its product as uncharacterized. The transcript has 2 exons. NCBI's taxonomy places the organism in Eukaryota, Fungi, Ascomycota, Eurotiomycetes, Eurotiales, Aspergillaceae. The record is from RefSeq and is a predicted model, not a curated record. Bases 1 to 555 code for a protein of 184 amino acids.